Molecule: messenger RNA, 3981 nt
Organism: Onychostoma macrolepis
Lineage: Eukaryota; Metazoa; Chordata; Actinopteri; Cypriniformes; Cyprinidae
Exons: 6
Coding region: 592-2892 (766 amino acids)
Molecular function (GO): GTP binding; zinc ion binding
Source: RefSeq, a predicted model, not a curated record
GUUGCCUCGGACCAACAAAACUUGCAAACAAUUUGAUUUUGUUUUUAUUUCUAUUUUUAUAUUAGUAUUUUGUAUGUAAACUAUUUAGCCUGUAGACAAUACAACUAUACCUAAUUAUAACCAACAAGCCCACCAGCCAAAAGUCUCUGAUUUCUGAACUAGAGUAGAACAGACCACGAAGUCUUCUGUGACCUAUUUUGUAAGUAUGAAAACUCAGAUGCUUAUGAGAUGGGUCAGAUUUGACUUACUUGACCUAACCUGAGAGUAAAUAAAAUAAGGUACAAGGUGUAAGAAAUUAAGCACCAUAAAACAAUUGUUCAAUUGAAUGCAUUUUUUCCCCUGAUGUUCUUGUCUGACCUGCUGUACAACAUAUCAAAAGAUGAUCAAAAACUGAUCCACCCUCUUAAAACACUCACCAGGAAGAGACUUAUUAUUUCACUCAUUUCUGUCAGACUGACGCUUUUCUGAAUUUCAGGACAAAAUCAAAAAGGAAUCAUCGAUCAUCGACAAAUUUUCAAGAGGCAUUUUUAAGUUGACAACAGACCAUAAUCGUGGUUAUUAUUAUUAUUUUUAUUUUUUUUCAUCAUUCAAAUGGAGAAAGUAAUGAUUGCUGGAGCUCAAACAGAGGAAAUGUAUUCACAAGCUGAAUAUGAUUAUAUUUGUCCUGUGUGUUUUGAUAUUUUCACGGAUCCUGUUCUUUUAUCAUGUAGUCACAGUUUCUGUAAAGAGUGUGUUCAACAGUUCUGGAGAACCAAGAAAACUCAGGAGUGUCCAAUGUGCAAAAAAUCCUCAAGAGAGGAACCUCCAAUUAAUCUGGCGUUAAAAAACUUGUGUGAGUCAUUCCUGAAGGAGAGAAAUGAGAGGUGUUCAUCAGGAUCUGAGGAGAUCUGCAGUUUACACAGUGAGAAACUCAAACUCUUCUGUCUGGAGGACAAACAGCCGGUGUGUUUAGUGUGCAGAGAUUCACAGCAACACGUCAAUCAUAAAUUCAAACCCAUCAGUGAAGUGGUUUCAUCAUAUAAGGAGAUGCUCAAUACAGCACUGAAAUCAUUACAAGAGAAACUUCAACACAGAGAGAAAAUUAAAGAAGAGUUUGAGGAAACAGUUCUACAGAUCAAGUCUCAAGAUGAGCACACAGAGCGUCAGAUUAAACAGCAGUUUGAGAAGCUUCAUCAGUUUCUCAGAGAUGAAGAAGAAGCUACAAUCACUGCACUGAGGGAGGAAGAGGAGCAGAAGAUGCAGAUGAUGAAGGAGAAACUGGGGGAGAUCAACAGACACAUCUCAGCUCUUUCACACACAAUCAAAGACACGGAGGAGAUGAUGAAAGCCAGUGAUGUCUGCUUUCUGAAGGAGUUUCCAGUUUCAAUGGAAAGAGUCCAGAUCUCAUCACAGCCGGAUCCACAGACGCCUUCUGGAGCUUUGAUUCAUUUGACACGUUACUUGGACAACCUGCCCUUCAGAGUCUGGAAGAAGAUGCAGGACAUCGUCCAGAACACAUCAGAAGGGGAGAGGCUGACCAGACAUAUUCCAGUCAUCAAAUACAGUGGUCAUGCUGAACCAGAAACUCCUGAUGACAGUCUCUCAUCCAGACGGAUUGUUCUUCUGGGUCAAACUGGUGUUGGGAAGAGUGCAUCCGGAAACACAAUAUUGGGACAGAAAGAGUUCAGAUCCAUGAGGAGAAUGAAUUCUGUAACAACCAAAUGUUCAGAUGCACACGCCACUGUUUCAGGCAGAUCUGUUACUAUAGUUGAUACUCCUGGAUUAUUUGGCACACAGAUGAAACAUGAAGAGUUAAUGACAGAGAAAGGGAGAAGUGUUUAUUUAUCCAGUCCCGGACCACAGGCUUUUCUCAUUGUUUUAAGAGUAAAUGACAGAUUCACUGAGGAGCAGCAGCAGAUUCCUCAAAAGAUUGAGAUGUUGUUUGGUGAGGAGGUGUUAAAAUACUCCAUCAUUCUCUUCACUCAUGGAGAUCUGCUAGGAAGUACAGUAGAGAAAAUCAUUGACAGAUAUCCUGCAUUAAGACAUCUAGUUGAUCAGUGUGGAGGCAGAUUUCAUGUCUUCAACAAUAGAAAUGAGAAUAACAGAGAGCAGGUGAAUGAACUACUGCAGAAGAUUGAUAAAAUGAUAGAGCAAAAUGGAGGGGGACAUUACAGUAUUCAGAUGUUUGAAGAUGCUCAGAAAUUCAGACGAGAGAAAGAAAAAAGAAAACGGAGAGAGGAAGAGCAGAGAAAACAAGAGGAGCAACAAAGACAGGAGAUUGAGACAGUGAGAAAAGAGGCAGAGAAAAUCAGAGCAGAGUGUGAAGCUCAGAAAUCGUCUGAACUAACAAGACUCAAAGCAGAGCUAGAGAAUGGAUACAAUGAGCAAAUUAAACAAAAACAAGAGGAAAUUAAGGGAACAAAAAAGACAGAGCCAAGAAUCAGAGCAGAUUUAAAUGCUCAGAGACUUGAACAAGGCAGACUUAAAGCAGAGAAACGGAGUGAGAGUAAACGGCAAGUGGAAAUACUUAGACUAGUGAAUAUUGCAACAAUCAGAGCAGAGAAAAAUGCUCAGAGACUUGAACUAGACAGACUUAAAGCAGAGACACAGAGUGAGAGUAAACGGCAAGUAGAAAAACUUAGACUAGUGAAUAUUGCAAAAAUCAGAGCAGAGAAAAAAACAACCAGUGUAUUUAUACGUUUUUUUACCAAGCAUAGGUUUUGGUUUUUUACUUUUGGUUUUGCUGGAUUGUUGACUGGUUUCCCCAUUCUAAUAUAUUGCAGUGCUUCUUAUGCUAUUCAUAAUGGAGCUUCAGUUGGAAAAUGUUUGGUUAUAGGAACUUUUUCUUCUGCAGCAGUUGGUUUAACUAUUAGUAGAGCUAUUGCUGGAGCCAUUUGUGAACCUUCAGAUUAGAGUAAGUAGAUCAACAAAGAACAAAAAAGAGGGUUGAGGUACUGUAGCAACUCGUAAUGUAAUAAAGUAUAAUGUGAUUGCAAAUAGGUAUUACAUAAUAAGUACUGCAUUAUGAAUGUAAUAGGAUGUUCAUAAUGUAGUAAUUUUCACAAAAUCCUAAGGUCAUAAUUUAAUGUUUUCAAUGAGAAAUUUACUAUAUUAUGAACACACUGCAGCAACUUGCAGUGUAAUCGCAGAUCGUACUAGCAACAGAUAAUGUAGAAGUGAAGCAAUGUUUCUCUAAAACAAAAAUAAUAUAGUUAGGCACACAAAACGUAAUAUAUACUUUUAAUUGGUUAUUAUGUAAAAGGAAUGUAGGGUAGGCUACAUUGUGAAUUUAAACAUUUUUAAUUUGAUCUGCAUCGAGUCCUAGAAUUUUUUUAAGUUAAAUUUAUUAAGUUAAUUUAAGUAUAAAUUAAAUACAAAAAGAGACAUCUAGAGGUUAGAUCCUCAAAAUGUAUAGUCACAGGUGUAUCUAUUUAAGUCUCUAUUGUUUAACACCCUGACGAAGGCCUGCUUGGGCUGAUACGCAUUGGUGUCUUUUUAAUAUGUAGCCCUGUCUUAUAAUAAAGGCUUUUUACUUUGCUUGCUAUGUGAGUGCCUGGAUGUGUUUUUUUUGUUUGUUUUUUUCCCUUUUUUUUUUUUUGUUUGUUUGCAAUGGGAUCCACUUUUUAUUUUUAUCUUUAAAUGUUAUUGUGUGUUUGUACUUUGUAAAGGAUGACCCUAUGGUUUGUUUUUUUUGUUUUUUUUAAAUCGCUACCGGUGUGGCUCCCUUCUCUGGUGGGUAGAGAAAUUGAAGUGGAGCGAGCACAUUGCAUCUAUACAAAAGCCUAUCAGAUCGCGCUAAACCAUGGGUCUUUCUCUUCAAACUGUUACGGUACACAGACAGAGAGCUGUCAGUCUGCGGGCUGCCAGACUUCAUGCUCCAGUGAAAACAAGCGACAGAGCAACACUGACCUUCUUUUCAGACUUUUCUCCCGUGACUGCAAAAAGAAUUGCAUUUGCACCAGUUCGGAAGGAAAUGAGGGAAGCUAGUAUCCAGAAUUUUCU